Molecule: messenger RNA, 2911 nt
Organism: Triticum dicoccoides
Lineage: Eukaryota; Viridiplantae; Streptophyta; Magnoliopsida; Poales; Poaceae
Exons: 5
Coding region: 1950-2627 (225 amino acids)
Source: RefSeq, a predicted model, not a curated record
GUUGCCUGGUACAUCCAGAUCCGAUUCGGUGGUUCUCGAAACCUGCCACCGCCACGGUCGUCUGCCCCAAUUUCCCCGGAGCUGCUGAAGGCUGCGGUUGUUCUGGCGUGCCGACGAUGGAAGAUGUUGCCCACAUCUAGAUCCGGUUCCUCUCGCUGUGCUCCCGCGGCAGGAUGGCACCAGUGUUGUGCUGGUUGACUCGAAUACUGGGUCCGGGUCGGGCAGCAUGUUGGCAGCGGUAGUCGAGGUAGGUCGUAGGGUGACGGCACCGUUGGCGUCAAGCUUCUCGAACAAGGUCCGCGCAGUCUACAAACCGGGUCAAUCCUAAGGUGCCGGGCUGGACCAAAAGGUAUGACCUGAACCAUGUCCUAGGUAGGUGUUAAUGUUUCCUGAAUGUUGCGUUGUUGUCCUGUAAUUCUAUGAGGUCACUGUUGUGGUACUGGUAUGUUGGAUUACAGAUCAACCCUAACUAAAAUUGGUCGCUCAUGUAAUGUAUGGCUGGGAUAAGUAGGUAGUUAUGCUCGGCCAGUACAUAGAUUGUUCUUACUUGACAAAUCAGGUUAUGUCUUGGGAGUGCACCUCCAGACAGACCGUCGUGUUCAUCUAGGAUGAGUGCACAGACCGUCGUGUUCAUCUAGGAUGAGUGCCUUAGAGCAGUCAAUUCACAAGUGUAGUUCGGCCUGAACCAGGACCGAGUUUCGACUUGCUUGGUGAGGCGUAUGACUUUACAAUUUGUAUUCGUGGGACAUUGGGUUGGGGCUAAUGUAUUGGCAAAAGCAGAUUGAACACCAAGGACCAAGUCGAUGCAAGAGAACAUUUGUGACUGCUUUGCGCACGCAAAAUACUGUUUAAUCAUUUAUGUGAACUAUUUAAAUAGUUCAAUUGUCGUUGAGUGAUGCUGUAUUUUGCAAGCAGGGGAAGCUAGAGGCCGAGAGCAGCAGGUCAUGCAGAUGCGAGUGCCCUGCUUUGAUAUGGCUCUUUCGGGCUUCUUAUAGUUUGUAUGUAACAGAGCACCAUGUAAACCACAACCAUUCCAUGUCUCACCAUGGGCCAAGGGAAAACAAUGUAAACCUCAGGAAGGUGUACAACAUUAUUGGAAGUGUUUCAGCUCGGUUGAGAAGGUGUUGUUCACAAAGAGGGCGCUCAUGAACACAUGGUGUAAGAUAAGCCGAGAGCGAGCUGAUGAUGAUGUGAGAAAGACGUUGGAAGUGUUCGCAAACAUUGUUGCAGGGGACCCAAACUUUACAUAUUCUUGCUGAUAGUGAUAGCGGGGUGCAAACUUUGAUGUGGACAAAUGGGAGCAGCCGAAUGCAAUAUCGAUUCUUUGGUCAUGUGGAUGUGGUUACAUUCGACACGACGUACUUGGCAAAUCUAUAUGACAUUGCUGUUUGGGCUUUUGUGGGAGUGAAUAACCAUUUCCAAAGCAUCAUCCUCACUGGCGUGCUGAUGUGGGAUGAGCAAGUAGAGAGUUUCAAGUGGGUUUUCGGUGAGUUUCUCCAUAUGAUGGGAGGACCGGCACCUAAAACCAUCCUGACAGUAAAGUUUAUCCAAAUAGCAUGCAUUGUUAGUGCAAAUGGCACACUCCGAAGAAAGCAAAGGAGAGCCUAGUGCCACUCUACAUGAAGAAGUGUGAGUUCCAAGCUGAGUUCUAUAAAGGCGUGAACCACAUGUUGACUACGGAUGAGUUUGAGACAGUACAACCUGAGGAAGAAUGACCCAGAUAUAUGAAACAAGAUCAAAGUGGGCGAAGCCAUACUUCAAAGGUGUUUUCUGCACCAAAAUGACAAGUAUGCAAAGAAGCGAGAGUGCGAACAAGAUGCUGAAGUCCUAUAUGCCCCAACGAGCCUGAUGCACGUCUUUGUUAGGCAAUACAUGAGGCUCCAGUUUGACCACGAGAGGGAGGAAAGCUAUGAGAAGAAAAAGACAAUGCUUGGUGGUACUCCAAACUAAUGGGAUACAUAAUUGACUGGCUGAAGAAGGCAAGGAUAAUGGGAACGGGCAGAACCAUCGCACUGACUGAUAUGCUUCAUCUGGGCUGCAGUUUAAUGUAUAGUUGUUGCGCAUUGCAGUUCAUGUUCUGGGUGCUGCUCAUAGAUUGCUGGUCCCCGUACAUUCUUGACAUAGAGAAGAAGGAAUUUAUGGUGCUCGAUCCAACUGAGACUGAUCUAGCAGAUGAGAUGAACAGGAAGCACGAGGCUUUGGCGAGGAAAUUCCAGCUCAGAUUAUGCCACCGUUUUAAUGACAUGUUUGGUGCUGGCUUGGUCGAGACUAUUGGGUGGACCUUUAUGUACCUCUUAGUGGGGCAGCAUGAACCAUGUACGAGGGAGGAAAGUGACGUCUACAUCCUGGGGUUCACCGGGCUUUACCUUCGUUCAAUGCUUAGCUCGGAGCAGCUAGAUCACCUUCGGCAGAGAAUUGCAUACGAGAUUGUGAUCAUGAUGGGAACAAGGGAGAUCUCCCAGAUUUCCUGUGCGAGGAGAUCAUUGACUGAAGGGAAUGAAUUGUGGUUCAACAUUCAUGCUGGCUGUUCAGAUCUUUGGUCCGUACGACGCGAGUGCUAUGUCCGUGGAAGUGCCCCUCUUAUGUUUCGGGGGCUUUUGGAGCACCCCAACCCCAGCAGAACCUGAAAUCCAAUGGAACUUCUUUGAAUUUGUACUUUUUUAAGACCUAAGUAGAGUUGGUAGAACCACUUCUGUGGAGUGUUGCGAGAUGCCACAUCAUUUAAGCAUCAGCGCCUGUAUUUGUAAAGCCACUUGAAAUUUCAUGGAAUUUACUUCCAUUAGUUGUUGAAAACCCCAAGCAGAUAACUGUAUUUCUAAAGCUCAAGCAGAGUACUUGGAACUAAAUCUGUGACAUGUUUUCAGACGCCAAAACAUGAUCUUCUGAAUUUGAAAAUCACACCCGUACGUGA